AUGUCGCGCGGACGCUCCGCCCCCAAGCAAUGGGCGGAGCAUCCUCGCAGCAUCUCAAUAAAGAGGGACGCAAAUGGAGGUGUCUCCAUUGCUGAUCGCCUUGCGGGUUACAUCGUUAUGCCGCCGAAGCCGUCUGCAAAGGGAGCGAAGAAGUCCGCGAAGACACAGAAGUCCAGCCGUUCCGGGGAGAAGAAGAAGAGAAGCCGACGGAAGGAGAGCUACUCGGUCUACAUCUACCGUGUCCUGAAACAAGUCCAUCCUGAUACCGGUGUGUCGUCGAGAGCGAUGUCGAUCAUGAAUUCCUUCGUGAACGACGUUUUCGAGCGUAUUGCUGCUGAAGCGUCACGGCUUGCCCAUUACAACAAGCGUUCGACGAUCUCUUCUCGUGAAAUCCAAACUGCUGUGCGCCUGAUUCUUCCCGGAGAGCUCGCUAAGCAUGCUGUGUCCGAGGGGACAAAGGCUGUCACCAAGUACACCUCUAGCAAGUAG
Messenger RNA from Necator americanus (New World hookworm), 489 nucleotides. RefSeq lists its product as uncharacterized. NCBI's taxonomy places the organism in Eukaryota, Metazoa, Nematoda, Chromadorea, Rhabditida, Ancylostomatidae. The record is from RefSeq and is a predicted model, not a curated record. Gene Ontology annotation, cellular component: nucleosome. Gene Ontology annotation, molecular function: DNA binding; protein heterodimerization activity; structural constituent of chromatin. The transcript has a single exon. Bases 1 to 489 code for a protein of 162 amino acids.